GGGUGGGGGUGGGGCGUGUUUAGAAUCUUUAUUGAAGUCUUUGCUGGAUAGGUUGCCUGUGGUUUCACCUGUUCCCCUGGCGGUUCCGGUGGAUGGAGGGUCUGGGGCGCCAGUGGCGGCCCCGCAGCAGGUGGCGAAGGCCUCUGUGGUGUUAGCAGGGAUCCAUAAGGAUUCGUGUUUUUGUGGGGUUAGCCCUUUGGGGGCUCAUUUGGAGGAGUCGGUUAGGGAGAAGAUCUGGUCUCACCAAUAUGUGGACAUCUGGUCUUUGGUGUCGGUCGAUCAGCAUGGGGUGGAUAAGGAGCGGCGUUUUGUGGAUAAGCCCUAUGAUAAGCGGAUGAAGGUUGCGCGGACGAUGAAUAAUUGGUUGCAGGCGUUUGCGGUAUUGGGGUGUGUUAUGGGUCAGAAGCAUCCGGAGCGUUGUGCGGAAUUGUUUAUUUACAUGGAUACCAUUUAUAGUGCGUAUAAGGCGCAUGGGGGUAGUGCUUGGUGGAAGUACGAUGAGGAAUUUCGUAGGCGUUUGGCGCUUCAGCCUGAGCUGGGGUGGGGGGUGAAGGCCACGGAUGUCUGGCUCCGCUUGAUGACGGCGCCUCGUCCGCCUUCCUUUCCUGGGGCGGCCACUGGCGCUGGGGCCUCGGCGGCCCAGGGUCCAGUGGCCGUUAGACGCCCGGGUGCAUGUUGGUUGUACAACGAGGGGCACUGCAAAUACGCUGGAUUGUGUCGGUACAAACACGAAUGUUCUGCCUGCGGGGGCUCCCAUCCCGCGGGUAGGUGUCCCAGAUCCCAGGGUCGAGGGGGUAAGCCAGCGGGGGCCUUUGAUCAGAAGGACUCCGGUCAGCGUGGAAAGGAUGUCCCCUUGGUUAGACCGGUACCCCAAUAGGAGGGCGGCGGAAGUUUUGCGGACGGGGUUUUCGGAGGGUUUUUUCAUACCUUUUGUCCUUAAUAGAUCUCCGGUUCUUUCGGACAAUCUUAGAUCAGCGAGGGAGUUUCCGGAGGCCCUUAGGGAGAAGCUGCAGAAGGAGGUGGCAGCAGGCAGGAUUAUGGGGCCCUUUGUUCGCCCUCCCUUUUCGAAUUUGAGGGUUUCCCCGUGGGGGGUUGUUCCCAAAAAAGAACCGGGCAAAUUUCGCCUGAUACAUCACUUGUCCCACCCGAAGGGCGCAUCUGUGAAUGAUGCUAUCCUUCAGGAGGAGGCUUCAGUGUCGUAUGUAUCUUUUGAUCGGGCGGUGGCGCUGGUACGGGAUGCGGGGAGGGGGGCCCUGUUAGCUAAGUCGGAUGUGGAGUCUGCGUUUAGGCUUUUGCCUAUCCAUCCGGAUUGCUUUCAUUUGCUUGGGGGUUGUUUUGAGGGUUUGUUCUAUUACGAUACCUGUUUGCCCAUGGGAUGCUCCAUUUCGUGCCACUAUUUCGAGAUGUUUAGUACAUUCUUGGAGUGGGUGGUGCGUGUUGAGUCCGGGUGUUCGUCGGUUAUUCAUUAUCUCGAUGAUUUCUUGUUUGUAGCACCGGGGGGGGAUGGAGCUUGUCAGGCUCUCUUAUCUUCCUUUUUGUCCUUGAUGGAGCGUUUUGGGGUUCCCAUAUCGGCUGAGAAGACGGAAGGUCCGGUGACGCGGUUGUCGUUUUUGGGUAUCGAGAUUGAUUCCGUGGCGAUGGUUUUUCGUUUGCCUCAGGACAAGUUAGUCGGGCUGAAGGCUUUGAUUGAUGGAUUUCUGGUGGUCCGGAAGGUGACGCUUAGGCAGUUGCAGUCGCUACUUGGUUUGUUGUGUUUUGCGUGUCGGGUUAUGCCUAUGGGGCGGGUUUUCUCGCGGCGGUUGUCGUUGGCGUCGAGGGGGGUGGUUUCUCCUCGGCAUCGCAUACGGCUGACAGCGUCUCUCAAGGCGGAUUUGAGGGUUUGGCGGGAGUUUUUGUGCUCUUACAACGGCCAUACCUGUUAUAUUUCCCAAGAAAUAUCUAGUUGCGAGUUGGAGCUGUGGUCCGAUGCGUCUGGUUCCUGUGGAUUUGGCACGGUGUUGGGUGCGGAAUGGUGCGCUUCCCCGUGGCCGGAGGAGUGGAGAGUUAGGGGUUUGGUGAGUAACCUGACGUUGUUGGAAUUGUUCCCCAUUGUGGUGGCGGUGGAGAUUUGGGGGGGCAAGUUGGAGAAUCGUCAUGUGUGCUUUUGGUCGGAUAACCUGGGGACGGUUCAGUGUAUUAACAGGUUGUCGUCCUCGUCGUUGCCGGUCUUAGCAUUACUUCGGCAGUUGGUACUACGAUGCUUAGAACGUAACAUUUACUUUAGGGCCCGCCACGUGCCAGGGGUGGAUAACAGGAUUGCUGAUGCUCUCUCUCGGUUUCGUUGGCAGGUUUUUCGGGACCUUCAUCCGGAGGCGGAGAUGGAUGGGCUGGCUUGCCCAGAUUUCCUGUGGCGGCUGGUGCUCAACAGUUGAUGACGCUGGUCAGCUCUUCGGUUACGCCGGCCACUUGGCAGGCGCAUGGAAUGGCUCGUCCGGUGGUCUGGUUGUUGGGGCAUUCGUACAUCUUUUGGGCGGCACAGAGGGCCGAAUGCAGGCCGGGAGGUCGGAGCCUUGGUUUCAGGGAAGUGGAGGUUCAUUGGAGGGGGCUUCGGGGGUUAAGAUGGUCUCAAGUGUUGCCGGAGGUGGUGGAGAUUGGGCGUAGAUCGGUGGGGCCGGUGAUCCUGGUCCUGCAUGCAGGUGGAAAUGACCUGUGUUCCCAGAGGAUGUUGGAGUUAAUGGCCUUGAUGAGGUCUGACCUGGAACGUUUCCCUGCCUUUUUUCCGGAGCUAGUUGUAGUAUGGUCGGAGGUGGUGCCGAGAGUGGUUUGGCAUGGCGCCAGAGAUGGGGAGGCUAUGGAGCGGUGUAGGAGAACGUUGAAUGCCCGAAUGUCUCGCUUUGUACGCUCCAAGGGCGGGGUAGUGGUUCGUCAUUGGCAGUUGGAGGGCGAUAAUAGUUCCUUGAUGAGACCGGACGGGGUGCACCUCACGGAGAUUGGUCUGGAUAUUUUUUUGUCCGGUUUGCAGGAUGGCAUCGAACAGGCUUUUAGUUUGCUGGGUGGUGGUCGGAGCCCCGUUUGAGACGGUCCUCCUCCGUGGCGGCAUUUGGAAAGCAAGUCGUGGUGAAGAGUGACUGGCGUACGUACGCCCUGGGGAUCCAGGGUGGUACACCGCAUAGGAGGAAUGAUCUGUGGAGGAGGUGGUGUUUUGUUACCAUUUUGUUGAAAGAAAAAUUUGCUGUGGCCGAUCAUCACCCAGUAAAGGAUUGGUUAAAAGAGAUAAGGUGUCAGAGUUUUUAUUGGGGUGGGGUAAAUGGGGGGGAUCCGGUGGUCUCCUCUCCUCCCCCUUUCCCCUCAGUCAUCUCCAUGCCCUAUCCUUAGGUUAGUACCAGCAGUCUGGAGAGCACCCGACUGGAUAAGGAGGGUGAUGAGGGACUGGUGGUCCCCUCCCCCCCUCUCCUUAUGUUUCCCUUGUUAAGGGGGAGUAUAGGCUUGGGUAGAGGUUAAGGAGGUUAGGAAAGGGUUAAGAGAAGUGGGAGGUGGAGUGAGGAAUAGUGGGAGAGACGGUGGGAGGAGUAAUAAGGGGUUAUAAAUAGGGGAGUUCAGGGAGGACGACUUCCUCUUGACAGGGUAAGCGAGUUGCCCACCCUCCCGUCCCUUUUUUGGAUGUAGGAUUUGUUAUACCAGGUUUAUUUUUAUACAUUUAUAUAUAUAUAAAAAAAAAAAAAAAAAAAAUAUUAUU
Messenger RNA from Bufo gargarizans (Asiatic toad), 3715 nucleotides. RefSeq lists its product as uncharacterized. The transcript has 2 exons. Lineage: Eukaryota; Metazoa; Chordata; Amphibia; Anura; Bufonidae. The record is from RefSeq and is a predicted model, not a curated record. Bases 846 to 2411 code for a protein of 521 amino acids.